Molecule: messenger RNA, 973 nt
Organism: Periconia digitata
Lineage: Eukaryota; Fungi; Ascomycota; Dothideomycetes; Pleosporales; Periconiaceae
Source: the annotation of a GenBank genome assembly
CCAGUUUUCGCCCACACUGUUCUUAGAAAUUUGCAUACUUCGAGUCAUAGGAAGUAGUCUCUAUAACCGCUGGUUGGACAUUGGCGAAGAAAGCGGGAGUGCCGAUACAGAUGAGCACAGCCUAGCUAACCGGCCAGCCGGUGAGAGAAGCAGGCGCCCCGUUUGUAGGGAUACUCAGCUGUGUUGGCUUCACUCCUCCUCAAUUGAAGACGUGGAAUGGGAGUGAUGGGGCCAGUUUUCGCCCACACUGUUCUUAGAAAUUUGCAUACUUCGAGUCAUCCGUUUCGGUGCUUCCGUGGUGUAGAUAUUUGCCAUCAGAGUCUUGGGAUAUCGUGGUCGCCGACUUGGCUUCAGCUGUGUGUUGAUACAGCCUCAAAUGAAACAACUUGCUGGUAAACACUUCCAUUUGUUCUCUUGCUUUGUGCUGAUCAGUUUUGUUGCGUCCUUUCGCAAGGAGAUGUUAAGGGUGUCCUACUUUCAAGCGCCUGUUAUAUUGCUCAAGUAUAUGCAAAGAAUUCGGUCUAAGCGCUUAAAACGUGAGGCAGCUGUUGACUGAGCGUAGGCUGCUGAACAAGAGUAGGAAUGGGCAGGCUAGAGUGUAGUCUGUACAGCACUGACGUCCUUUUAUUAAAGAUGUUAAUGAGAGCAAAGAUUGUGUAGCAUUAAGUGUUAUUUAAAAUCCCAUUUUCACUCUCAAUUCCACUCUUAUUUCCACUCUUAUUUUCACUCUUAUUUCCACUCUUAUUUUCACUCUUAUUUUCACUCUUAUUUUCACUCUUAUUUUCACUCUUAUUUUCACUCUUAUUUUCACUCUUAUUUUCACUCUUAUUUUCACUCUUAUUUUCACUCUUAUUUUCACUCUUAUUUUCACUCUUAUUUUCACUCUUAUUUUCACUUUCACCUUGACUUUCACCUUGACUUUCACUUUAGUAUUAUGUUUCUAUUCUGUCCAAUUUUAUUAUAUCAAUAAGGC